AUGGGGCGCCCUGAGGAUGAGGCGGAAUUUAGGAGGUUGCGGGCACGUGCUUCCAAUGCAAUCUGCACAGCCAAGAAUAGGCACAUUGCGCUGGUGAUUGAUCGUGCACCGGACGCGAGAGCAAAGUGGCGAGCAUUUAGAGGGCUUGGUCUUUCAUCUCAGCAGUUGCCGUCCCCGCUCGAGCUGUUCAACCCCGAUGAGCUCAAUGAUGCCUACGCUGCCCGCACCAGAGCGAUCAUCACCCCCGCGUCUGAUAGGCCCAUCACACCGGUACCUUUUCUUCCGCUGCCCCAACCUCCAGGGAGCAGAUUCUCAUUUAGUCAUACGACGGCUUUUGAGGUGCGUACUGCACUGUUGCGUUCUUCUUCUUCUGCUCUUGAUCUCUAUGGUUUGUCGCCCAGGAUGGUUAAACUUGCUGCUUCCGUGCUUUCUGUUACCCUUGCUAGGUUCUUCAAUGCGUGUAUCGAUGCUUGCCAUUUUCCGUUGCCUUGGAGACGUGCUCUACUUUCUCCAUUGGCCAAGAUUAGAGCUCCUCUUUCGCCGGCCGACACCAGACCGAUUGCCCUUCUACCAGCGCUGUCAAAGGUUUUCGAACGGAUCCUCCACCAGCAGAUUGUCCGGCACUUGCACAGACAUGGUCUUUUGGACCCACGACAAGCUGGGUUUAGAAGCGGACACAGUACACAGACUGCUUUGCUCAGGGUCACGGACGAUAUAAGGAUAGCCAUUGAUCAACGUAAAGUGACCCUGUUAGUCCUGUUUGACUUCUCGAGGGCCUUCGAACUUGUGCCUCAUGACAAAUUGCUGCAAAAACUUCACAGAUUGGGCUUUGACCAUCUUGUAAUGGCGUUUAUUAGGUCCUAUCUGUCAGGCCGGGUUCAGGCGGUCGGUGCCGAGGGUCGUGCUUUAUCUGAAUUUAGACCGAUUGAGGAUGGUGUUCCGCAAGGGAGUGUGUUGGGACCUCUGUUGUUUGCGCUUUUUAUUAAUGAUCUGCCACGUGUGCUCAAACACUGCUCCCACAUGAUUUACGCGGACGACACCCAGAUCUACCUACACUGUUUUCCGGCUGACCUGGAGGGGGGUGUUGCACUGUCGUCGGAGGACGGGUCUGCGGUUGUCAACUGGUCGGAGGAGAAUGGCCUUGCCCUUAAUACUAGGAAGACCAAAGUGAUGCUGCUGGGUAGCCAGAUAUAA
This is a messenger RNA of Copidosoma floridanum, 1194 nucleotides long. RefSeq lists its product as uncharacterized. NCBI's taxonomy places the organism in Eukaryota, Metazoa, Arthropoda, Insecta, Hymenoptera, Encyrtidae. The record is from RefSeq and is a predicted model, not a curated record.